AUGUCGGCGCAGAGCCUGCUGAGCAGCGUCUUCUCCUGCUCCUCCCCGGCCGCGGCCGCCCCCGCCGCCGCCAAGAGCCUCUCGAAGCGGAGGCUCCGCCAGACGCGCAGCCUCGACCCCGCCAUCAUCGGCGGCGGCCGGGAGGAGGGCGAGGGCGCGGGCCGGGUGCCCCGGGCGAGGGCCGCCGGCAGCCCCCCGUGGGAGCCCCGCGCCCCCCGGGGCUCCUCCGCCUCCACGCCCAGCUCCCCCCUGGAACGCUCGCCGCCGGGCAUCGCGCUUUUCGACGGCGGCAGCCCCCGCGGCAAGCGCAGCCCCGGCCGCGAACCGCCCUUCCUGCCGCGCGCUCCCUCGGCCUCGGCGCUCAGCGGCCCCGCCGCCGCCAACAGCAUCUUCUCGUCGCCCCGCCGCUGGCUGCAGCAACGCAAGGGACAGCCCUCGCCACCCGGCUCGCGCCCCGCCGCCUACUUCGUGCGCAAGUCCGAGGGUGAUUUCACUUGGAACAGCAUGUCAGGGCGCAGCGUUCGGCUGAAGUCAGUUCCCGUUCAAAGUCUCUCAGAGCUGGAGCGCGCUCGGCUGCAGGAAGUGGCUUUUUAUCAGCUGCAGCAGGAGUAUGACCUGGGAUGUCAGAUUACUAUCCCCAAAGAUGGGCAAAAGAGGAAGAAAUCACUAAGAAAGAAACUGGACUCAUUAGGAAAGGAGAAAAACAAAGACAAAGAAUUUAUUCCCCAGGCUUUUGGAAUGCCCUUGUCACAAGUGAUUGCUAAUGACCGGGCCUACAAGCUCAAGCAAGACUCUCAAAAAGAAGAGCAAAGAGAUGUUUCAGAUUUUGUGGCCUUUCUCUUACCAUUUGGAGCAAAAAGGCAGAACAAAGAACUUUCCAGCAGUAACUCAUCUCUCAGCUCCACCUCAGAAACACCAAACGAAUCCACUUCUCCUAACACGCCAGAGCCAGCACCGCGAGCAAGGAGGCGUGGUGCAAUGUCUGUGGACUCUAUUACUGAUCUUGAUGACAAUCAGUCACGGUUGUUAGAAGCUCUCCAGCUCUCUUUGCCAGCAGAAGCCCAGAGCAAGAAAGAAAAGGCAAGAGAUAAGAAACUAAGCCUGAACCCUAUUUACAGGCAGGUUCCGCGGCUUGUAGACAGUUGCUGCCAGCACUUGGAAAAACAUGAUAAUUUCCUAGGAGAUGAUCUCCUCCCAGAUGGAAGAUCUAUGCUACAAGCUUGCUAACUGGCCCAUUCAGCAUGGAGGAAGAGCACUUUCUUGGAGGUCAUUCAUUUCAGAGCUGGAGUGAUCAUCUCUGAAUGAAUGACUUUUUACACAGUACAGGUUUACACACCAUGAGAAUG
Lagopus leucura (white-tailed ptarmigan) is the source of this 1346-nucleotide messenger RNA. RefSeq names its product Rho GTPase activating protein 6 (gene ARHGAP6). The coding region runs from base 1 to 1227 and encodes 408 amino acids. Lineage: Eukaryota; Metazoa; Chordata; Aves; Galliformes; Phasianidae. The record is from RefSeq and is a predicted model, not a curated record. The transcript is spliced from 6 exons.